Molecule: messenger RNA, 1332 nt
Organism: Triticum aestivum (bread wheat)
Lineage: Eukaryota; Viridiplantae; Streptophyta; Magnoliopsida; Poales; Poaceae
Product: probable serine/threonine-protein kinase At1g54610
Exons: 3
Coding region: 1-1332 (443 amino acids)
Biological process (GO): positive regulation of transcription elongation by RNA polymerase II; protein phosphorylation
Cellular component (GO): cyclin-dependent protein kinase holoenzyme complex; nucleus
Molecular function (GO): ATP binding; RNA polymerase II CTD heptapeptide repeat kinase activity
Source: RefSeq, a predicted model, not a curated record
AUGGGCUGCGCGCAAGCCAAGCCGUCCCAGGGCUCCCCCGCCCGCAGCCACGACCGUGGCAUCGACCACCUCAUGCGCUGCAACGGCUACACCCCCGCGGCCGCCCGCCGCCUCACCGACCCCCUCCCCACCACCGCCGCCGUCGCGGUCGCGAGGGACCAGGCCGACGCCAAGGACCAGGGUCCGGCGGGGACGGAGACCACGGAUGCCUCGGGGACGUCGAACCUGACGGCGGCCACGGUCUCCUCACCGUCGCUGUCGAUGCCGCCGCAGGCGCCGCCGCCGCGGCGGGAGGACGACCGCGAGCAGCUGGUGGACGGGUGGCCGACGUGGCUGCUGGAGAACGUGCCGCGCGAGGCGCUGCAGGGGAUCGUGCCCCGGAGCGCCGACGCGUUCGACAAGAUCGAGAAGGUCGGGCAGGGCACGUACAGCAACGUGUACAAGGCCCGCGAGCGCGGCGCCGACGGCCGGCUCGUCGCGCUGAAGAAGGUCCGGCUCGACACGAUGGAGCCGGAGAGCGUCAAGUUCAUGGCCCGCGAGAUGCGCAUCCUCCGCCGGCUCGACCACCCCAACAUCAUCCGCCUCGACGGCAUCGCCACCUCCCGCAUGCACCGCAGCAUCUACCUCGUCUUCGACUUCAUGUACUCCGACCUCGCCCGACUCAUCGCCCGCCCCCUCACCCUGCCACAGAUCAAGUGCUACAUGCAGCAGCUGCUGAUGGGGCUGCAGCACUGCCACGAACGCAACAUCCUGCACCGGGACAUCAAGGGCUCGAACCUGCUGAUCGACCGCGCCGGCGUGCUCAAGAUCGGCGACUUGGGCCUGGCCAACUACUUCGGGCCCGGCCGGCGCCGCCCGCUCACCAGCCGCGUGGUCACCCUCUGGUACCGCGCGCCCGAGCUCCUCCUGGGCGCCACCGACUACGGCGUGGGCAUCGACCUCUGGAGCGCCGGCUGCCUCCUCGCCGAGAUGUUCUCCGGCAAGCCGCUCAUGCCCGGAAGGACGGAGGUGGAGCAGCUCUUCAAGAUCUUCAGCCUCUGCGGGUCGCCGCCCGACGAGUACUGGCGGAGGAUGAAGCUCCCGGCCACCAUCCGCCCGCCCAAGACGUACAAGUCGACGAUGGCGGAGAAGUUCGCCGGCAUGCCGCCGUCGGCUUUCCCGUUCCUUACCACGCUCCUCGCCCUCGACCCCGCCGCCCGCGGCACCGCCGCCCAGGCUCUCCAGAGCGACUUCUUCAGCACGCCGCCGUUGGCCUGCGACGUCUCCGACCUCCCCGUCGUGUACAAGGAGGAGGCUGCCGAUCCGACCACCCCCCACGACGGAAGGAAGUGA